AUGCUCGUCCUUCAAGCUAUCACGUCCGCUCUCCUCUUUGUCGGAGCAGCAUCAGCUUCCGCCAUCGAUUUCUCCAAGAGAGACGGAGCCGUGAGCCUUGCAAAGAGAGACCAGAAGCUCACUGUUUCUCACUGUACCGGAUGUCUCGCCGGCCCUGGAGGGGGUGUGAGCUGCGUCAACAACUGGUAUGUCCACUGGGGUGAUGACAAGCUCGGUUCAUGCAACGAUAGUAGCUUCCUGUACGAUGAUUCAUCCUGUACUGGCCAAAUGCCUACGCCGUCCGGUACUGGUGACUUCUCAGCAAGCAAUUGUGGCGCAGGACAAGAUCAAGUGUUUGCAACUGUCAAUGCUGGCGGGAACACCUACACUUGUUAUAAAGCUGCUGGCUCUUUUAGCAAUUUUUGUGGCGAAAACUAUGCCUGCGAUGUUUAUGCGAGCUGCUACGGCCCAUAA
Messenger RNA from Trichoderma atroviride IMI 206040, 453 nucleotides. RefSeq lists its product as uncharacterized. The record is from RefSeq and is a predicted model, not a curated record. Lineage: Eukaryota; Fungi; Ascomycota; Sordariomycetes; Hypocreales; Hypocreaceae.